Penicillium macrosclerotiorum is the source of this 1038-nucleotide messenger RNA. Its product is annotated as proline racemase family protein. The coding region runs from base 1 to 1038 and encodes 345 amino acids. Gene Ontology annotation, molecular function: 4-hydroxyproline epimerase activity. The record is from RefSeq and is a predicted model, not a curated record. NCBI's taxonomy places the organism in Eukaryota, Fungi, Ascomycota, Eurotiomycetes, Eurotiales, Aspergillaceae. The transcript has a single exon.
AUGCCAUUCUCUCGCUCAAUCAACGUUGUUGGAUGCCAUGCGGAAGGCGAGGUUGGCGAUGUGAUCACCGGCGGAGUUCUUGAUGUACCAGGAAAGACCAUGUUUGAUAAACUUGUUCACUUUGAGACCAAAAAAGACAGCCUGCGCCAGCUUUUGCUCAACGAACCCCGUGGUCGGGCCUCAAUGAACAUAAAUCUGGUUCUUCCCCCUUGUGACCCUAGAGCUGAUGCUGGGUUCCUGAUCAUGGAGUGUGAAGAAUAUGCCCCAAUGUCGGGGUCCAACAUCAUCUGUACCACGACAGUACUGUUGGAAACAGGCAUGAUUCCGAUGAAGGAGCCAGCUACUCAAGUGGCACUUGAUACUGCUGCUGGCUUGGUGACAGUCACCGCGGAAUGUGAGGCAGGCAAAUGCAAGAACGUGGAGUUCAACAAUGUUCCCUCAUUUGUUCUGGAGCUUGAUUAUGAGCUCCAGGUCCCUGGACUUGGAAAAAUAUCAGUCGACAUUGCAUACGGAGGCAUGAUGUAUUUAUUGGUCGACGCAGCUUCGCUAGGGUUGAAAGUCAGCAAUCAAUAUGCUCGUCAAUUGGUUGAAAUUGGUGAGCGGAUCAAACGGGCAGCUGAGGCAGCCUACACCCCUGUUCAUCCCGAAAACCCCGCGAUCAAGGGAUUUAGCGUCAUAGGUUUCACCGAGCCCCCAAGCUUAGAGGAUGGCAUCAAAGUUGCAACCAAUACCGUGGUUGUCUCCCCGGGUCGAUUUGAUCGCAGUCCCUGUGGUACUGGGACAUCUGCUCGUCUGGCGGUCAUGCAUGCGAGAGGUCAAAUUAAAGAGGGAGAGACUUUCAAGCAUCGCAGCAUCUUGGGAACCGAGUUUACAUGUCGGAUUCGCGGAACGACCAGUGUCGGCCAGUACCCAGCUGUUUUACCCACAGUUAAAGGUCGGGCUUGGAUUACAGGAUUCAAGCAGGUAGUCAUCGAUUCGACCGAUCCCUUCCAAGAAGGAUUUCGGGUGGGUGAUCAAUGGCACAUGUGCCCAAACUGA